GCCGUCUCCCCACCACGCUCCUUCCACUUCCUUUCCCCCCACCAUUCCCCCGGACCACCGGUCGAUAUGGCCGCAAACGGCGCUCAGCAGGUCUAUGAGCCUGUGUUGGCUGCGCACAAUCUUAUGCAGUCGGCAUCGAACCGCACACAGAAAGAGCAGGCGCACGAGUUCUUGGAGAAGUUUCAGAAGUCGCAAGAGGCAUGGACAACAACAUUGGCUAUGCUAGAGUCAAGCUCGGUCGACGCCGCGGCGAAGCUCUUCGCUGCCACCACCUUGAAGGGCAAGAUCGUAUACGACCUCCACCAAAUACCCCGCGAACAGCUACCAGAGCUUCGAGCGUCCAUCAUGAGGAACCUGACCGUCUUCCACGCUGGACCCAAGCCUAUCAGGUUGACGCUGUGCGUUUGUUUGGCGAACUUGGCGAUACAGAUGACAGAAUGGAAGGACGUCCUCACAGACAUCGUUAGCGCUCUUGGGUCCGACCCAGCCACACUACCUUGCGUCUUGGAUUUCCUCCGCGUCCUCCCUGAAGAAGUCACGCAUGGACGAAAGAUCGCACUCACAGAACACGAAUUGACUAUGAGGACGGCCGAGUUGAUUGAGGACAACGCUGAGCAGGCCUUGAAGCUCCUCGUCGCGUAUGCCACGUCAUCACCGGCCGCUGCCCGGAACCCUCAGUUGCUGAACUGCAUCACAUCAUGGAUGCGCGAGAUACCGCUCGACCAAAUCUUGAGCUCACCCCUUCUGGCAGUCAUCAUCGACGACCUCAACUCAGACGACGAUGCAUUCGAGGCCGCUGUUGAGUGCCUCAGUGCUCUUAUUGCAGAGACAAGAGACGUGGAUGAGGCCAUGCAAUCCAUCUUGGUCUUGUACCCCCAAGUAAUCGCCCUGCGGCCCAAGCUUGCACAGGCCGCACAAGUGGAAGAUUCAGAGAAGUUCAAGGGCAUCGCCAGGAUAUUCGCAGAGGCUGGAGAGUCAUGGGUCCUGUUGAUCGCACGACUGCCAAACGACUUCCGGGCUCUCGUCGAAGCUGUACUCGAGACUGCGGCCCUCGACAAGGAGCGAGAUGCGAUUUCACACACCUUCAAGUUCUGGUACGACCUGAAGCAAUACUUGACCAUCGACAAGUACACACCAGCUCGUAUGCAAAACUUGGACAUCUACUCGAAACUCAUCGACAUCAUGAUCAGCCACCUGGAGUACCCAAGGCCCGAAGGUGGAGACGAGAAGGACUUGUUCGAGGGCGAUCGCGAGCAGGAGGAGAAGUUCCGAGAGUUCCGCCAUCAGAUGGGUGACGUACUGAAGGACUGCUGCGAAGUCAUGGGUGUGACAGAAUGCCUGCAGAAGCCAUACGAUCUCAUUCAGCAAUGGGUGCAGACAUACGGAUCUCAAGCUGGACCCAACGGUGUGCCAGAAUGGCAGAAGCUUGAGGCGCCACUGUUCGCUGUCAGAGCGAUGGGUCGCAUGGUACCUCCGGACGAAGGUGUUAUGCUGCCCCGCCUUAUCCCGCUCAUCGUCUCGAUACCUGACCACAACAAACUCCGCUUCCAGGCUGUCAUGGCUCUUGGACGAUACACAGAGUGGACAGCUCAGCACCCUGACACCCUCCAACCCCAGCUGGACUACAUCAUGGCCGCAUUUGAUCACUCCACAAAGGAUGUCAUCCGCGCCGCUGCGCUCUCGUUCAAGUUCUUCUGCAACGACUGUGCCAGUUUGCUUGUCAGCUUCGUUGUUCCCCUUCAACAGUUCUUCGCGAAACAUCUGGAUCAACUACCCGUCAGCAGUCAGGAGGAGAUCACAGAGGGUGUUGCUUCGGUAGUCGCCAAGGUACCUGUCGACCAACUAUACCCAACACUCAAGCUGUACGUCGACCCUGUCAUGCAGCAUCUGGCCACGAUCGCCAACCAGGCCAAGGACGAGCCAGAGCAAAAGCUUCUCGCAGACAAGAUCAACCUCGUCACCAUCUUCAUUGAGUUCGUGCAACCUGAGGUGCCAGCCGGGCAGGAGAACCCAGCAGUCAAGUACUGCCAGGAGCUGUUCCCCUUGCUCGGAAAUCUUAUCACACAUUUCAACCAGAGUGUGCCGAUUCUGGAACGAGUCUGCCGCUGCUGGCGAUACAUGGUGCUGUCGUAUCGAACGGCUAUGCGCCCACUCCUGCCUGAACUCGCAACAAGACUGACACAGGGCUUCGACGCAUCAAGGCAAGGCUGCUUCCUCUGGGCUACAGCUGCCAUUGUACGCGAGUUCUCGCAAGGUAUGGAGCAAGUCGACACUGGGUUGGCCAACGAUGUGUACCAGUUUUACGAGCAGCAAGCGAGGACCUUCUUGAAGAUGCUGAGCGACGUCGUGAGACCAGAUGAGCUCCCUGACUUGAUUGAGGACUACUUCCGCCUUGCCUCUGACAUGGCGCUCUACUUCCCCUCCGAGUCCAUCAUGUCGCCUCUCAUGGAGACUAUCCUCCUCGCAGCUUGCAACGCGCUUUCUCUGCUCAAGGAGGAGCCCAUCAUUGCAACACUACACUUCCUCCGCGACCUGCUCGGGUAUGGUCGCAAUGCCUCUCCAUCGUCUAGCUUCGACCGAACACGACACGAAGUUCCCCAGCAGCUGCAGGACCGGGUUAAGCAGCUGGUCUUGACUGUUGGAGAACUUCUCGUGCAGCGUAUCAUGACCGGCAUGAUGUACAGUUUUCCAGAAGGUUGCUUCGCCGACUCUUCAGGCGUGCUUCUCGACCUGUUCGAGCUUAACCCUGAGCAGGUCGCCUCAUGGGUCGCGAACACCGUCGCUAUGCUGCCGCAGGGUAGCAUCACACCCCAGGAAAGCGAGCGCUUCUUGAACAACAUUCGUCAACGCAUCCAGACUGGCGACGUCAGGAUGAUAAGAACCAUCCUGCAGGACUUCACGACCAGCUACCGCCGCCGCAAUGUUGCGCCGAGGGAGGGUCUGGGCAGACUGGAGGCUUCGCGCUUCAGAUUCUUUGGUUAGAUGCCAGACUCCCGACGUGGGUUCUAUUCGAAAACGCAGGAUGUGAGAAAGGUAUACAUAAGGUUGUGUGGUAGCGUGUACAUCAGUACGGCAGGUUUCGUUUGGACUGUAUCAAAGGCAUCGGGGCAUUAGCAUGAUGGAGUGAUGGGAUAGGAUACCUCUGGGCGAUGAUAUUUCGAAAGAUGGGUGGGUGCGCAGCUUAUAUUACAUUUCACAUUUUCA
Molecule: messenger RNA, 3204 nt
Organism: Macroventuria anomochaeta
Lineage: Eukaryota; Fungi; Ascomycota; Dothideomycetes; Pleosporales; Didymellaceae
Product: ARM repeat-containing protein
Exons: 6
Coding region: 67-2982 (971 amino acids)
Biological process (GO): protein import into nucleus
Cellular component (GO): cytoplasm; nuclear membrane
Molecular function (GO): small GTPase binding
Source: RefSeq, a predicted model, not a curated record